This is a messenger RNA of Oncorhynchus keta (chum salmon), 6987 nucleotides long. RefSeq names its product roundabout homolog 1-like. Gene Ontology annotation, biological process: Roundabout signaling pathway; axon guidance; axon midline choice point recognition. The transcript is spliced from 28 exons. The record is from RefSeq and is a predicted model, not a curated record. Gene Ontology annotation, cellular component: neuron projection. NCBI's taxonomy places the organism in Eukaryota, Metazoa, Chordata, Actinopteri, Salmoniformes, Salmonidae. Bases 723 to 5558 code for a protein of 1611 amino acids. Gene Ontology annotation, molecular function: axon guidance receptor activity; protein binding.
GUGUUAGAUUUAGAUUAACUUUUGGAGUAAACUAACAUAGGCCUAACACAUCUGGUAGUCUGGUAGCCUAAUAAAUUCAAUGUAGGUUUCCCGUGUUAAAAUAUCCUCUAUGGAAAACCCCGUCGUGGAGUGGGAAGAGUGGUGCAUACAGUACCAACAUACAACCCUCACUGAGCGCACGAAGUCGGGUGAGCCCUGGCAGUUUAGAGAAACAACCUCAAACAGGCUACCGAAAUCAGAAAAGUUACUAAACUGAAGUUGAACGUUUGGAUUUCGGACUCUGCCAUAUCACACAUACGAAAGAAAACUAUGCCAAAGUGGAAAUAAUAUUUAAUCACAGAUGAAUUCUGCUAAAACUUCAGCGUUUAGUCUUGGAUUUACGAAGCUCACUCGGAUCCAAGAAGAGCCCAGUUAUGUGAACGAUCUCGUAGGCAACCAGCAUAAUGUGACCGGGAGGUUUGAUAUGAGCUAUCAAUAAAUUAUCGUAUUUGUGUAGAGAAAUAGCAAUCGUCCCGCACGGAGUUAUUCGGUGACUGGCUCUCACCAAAGACUACCCCAGCGCAGCGGACAGGCACAGAGAAGAGAGAGCGAGCGAGACGGCGUGGAAGGCUAUUUCAACAGAAAAAGGAAACAGAACAUCUAUGAAAACAGAACAGAACAUCUAUGAAAAUACUCAUUAUUUAGAUUGAAUACUAUUCGUUUCCGUCCUCUGCUGCUUUGGAAUGAUGCCUGCGCAUUCUGUGGGUAUUUACUUUCUACUCGGAUUCAUUCACAUUUGUUCAGGAUCUCGUCUGCGUCAGGAUGACUCCCCUCCUCGGAUCGUGGAGCACCCCUCUGACCUCAUCGUGUCCAAGGGGGAGCCGGCCACCCUCAACUGCAAGGCGGAGGGGCGUCCCGCCCCCACGGUGGAGUGGUACAAGGACGGGGAGCGGGUGGAGACAGACCGGGACAACCCCCGUUCCCACCGCAUGCUGCUGCCCAGCGGCUCCCUCUUCUUCCUGCGCAUCGUCCAUGGCCGACGCAGCAAGCCAGACGACGGCAGCUACGUGUGUGUGGCCCGUAACUACCUGGGCCAGGCCAUUAGCCACAACGCCUCACUGGAAGUAGCCAUACUGCGUGAUGACUUUAGACAGAACCCAGCGGAUGUGAUGGUGGCGGCGGGGGAACCUGCCGUACUGGAGUGCCAACCCCCCCGUGGGCAUCCUGAGCCCACCAUCUCAUGGAGGAAAGACGGUACCAACAUCAAUGACAGGGAUGAGCGCAUCACGAUCCGCAGUGGGAAGCUGAUGAUCACCAACGCCAGGAAGAGUGACGCAGGGAAAUACAUUUGUGUGGGGACCAAUAUGGUGGGAGAGAGGGAGAGCGAGACUGCAGAACUGACUGUUCUAGAGCGCCCAGGGUUUGUGAAGAGGCCCAGUAGUGUUAUGGUGCUGGCAGAUGAGAGUGUGGAGUUCCACUGUGAGGCACAGGGAGAUCCGGUCCCCACUGUCCGCUGGAGGAAAGAGGAUGCAGACCUACCCAAGGGGAGGUAUGAGAUCCUAGAGGACCACACCCUGAGCGUACGAGAUGUAAGACUGUCAGACGAGGGCUCCUACACAUGUGUUGUGGAGAACAUGGUGGGAAAGGCUGAGGCAUCCGCUACACUGACUGUACACGUGCCCCCAGCGUUCGCCAUGCGCCCCAGAAACCAGGUGGUGGCGGUGGGGAGAACGAUCACCUUCCAGUGUGAGGCCACUGGCAACCCCCAACCUGCUAUCUUCUGGCAGAGGGAGGGCAGCAAUAGCCUGCUAUUCUCCUACCAGCCCCCUCAGCCCUUCAGCCGUCUCUCUGUGUCCCAGACUGGCAGUCUGACCAUCGCAGAUGCCCAGCGCUCUGACGCCGGGUACUACAGCUGUCAGGCCCUCAACAUCGCUGGCUCCGUCAUCACCAAGGCCCUGCUGGAGGUCACUGACAUGGUGUCGGACCGCCCCCCUCCCGUGAUCCGACAGGGCCCGUCCAAUCAUACGGUACCUGUGGAGAGCACAGUGGUCCUGGGUUGCCAAGCAACAGGGACACCCACACCAACAGUUCACUGGAAGAAAGACGGGGUGAUGGUGUCCCCCGAGGAGGCCCGCAUCACCCAGAUAGACACAGGAGCCCUGCAGAUCCGCUACACUAAGCUUGGAGAUACAGGCGUCUACACAUGCGUGGCGUCCAGCCCCAGUGGAGAGGCAUCCUGGAGGGCUUACCUGGAGGUGGAAGAGUUCGGAGUAGUAGUCCAGCCAGGUCGACCCACAGACCCUAACCUGAUCCCCAGCGGCCCAUCCAAGCCUGACGUGACUGACGUGAGCCGCACCUCAGUCACUCUGUCCUGGAAAUCCAACCCAAAUGCUGGGGCCACGCCCACCUCCUAUGUCAUCGAAGCAUUCAGUCACGCGUCGGGGAGUAGCUGGGUGACUCUGGCUGACCACGUGAAGAUGGAGACCUUUGUCCUGAAGAACCUCAAGCCAGGUGCAGUUUACCUGUUUCUGGUGAGAGCAGCCAACGCCUACGGCCUCAGUGACCCCAGCCCCAUCACUGAUGCAGUCAGGACACAAGACACCCCUCCCACCAGCCAGGGGGUAGACCAUCGUCAGAUCCAGAGGGAGCUGGGGGAUGUGGUGAUCCAUCUCCACAACCCCACCAUCCUCUCUUCCUCUUCUGUCAGGGUGCAGUGGACGGUGGAGCAGCAGUCUCCAUACAUCCAGGGUUACAAGGUGAUGUACAGGGCGUCUGCAGAGCUGGGCCAGCCGGGGGGGCAGUGGGGCGUGUUCGAGGUGCGGAACCCUGGAGAGGACGGUGCUGUGGUGCCUCAGCUGAAGAAGGGGGUCACCUACGAGUUCAAAGUGCGUCCCUUCUUUGAUGAGUUCCAGGGAGCGGACAGCGAAGUGAAGGUGGCCAGGACGCCUGAGGAAGCUCCCAGUGGAGCCCCCCGAGGUGUUACCAUCACGAAGAGUGAUGCCAAUGGGACCGCCAUCCUGGUCGCUUGGCAACCGCCUCCUGAGGAUGAACAGAAUGGAAUGGUACAGGAGUACAAGAUCUGGUGCCUGGGCAAUGAGAGCCGUUACCACGUCAACCGGACAGUAGAUGGCUCCACCUUCUCCGUGCUAAUCCCCAGCCUGGCGCCAGGGAUACGCUACAGUGUGGAGGUCGCCGCUAGCAACGGUGCUGGCCCAGGGGUCAAGAGUGAUGUCACCUUCUUUCAACUUGACUCUACAGGUCAGAUGAUGGACAGUCGUGAGGACCAGGACACAUUGUCUCAGAUCUCAGACGUGGUCAAACAGCCGGCGUUCAUCGCGGGCAUCGGUGCUACCUGCUGGGUGGUCCUCAUGGUGUUCAGUGUGUGGCUCUACCGCCACCACAAAAAGAGGAGUGGCCUCAGCAGCAGCUACGCCGGCAUACGCAAAGUUCCAUCUUUCACCUUCACUCCUACAGUGAACUAUCAGAGAGGAGGAGAGUCGGUCUGCAGUGCUGGGAGACCCGGGCUGCUGAACAUGGGUGAGAGUGUGAACCAGCCGUGGCUGCCAGACUCCUGGCCCAACGCCUGUGCCAACCACAAAGACUGCAGCAUCAACUGCUGCAACACUGGAAACGGCACCAGCGACAGCAACAUGACCACCUACAGCCGCCCAGCUGACUGCAUCGCCAACUAUGGCAGCCAGUUGGAGAACCAGCAGGGGGGUCUAUUGGGGUCUGAACAGGCCGUGUACAGCGACGUGGACCUCUCCAACAAACUCAAUGAGCUCAAGACCUUCAACAACCCCAGCCUGUGCUACAUGGGCCCAGGGGCAGGGCCGCCCACCCCCUAUGAGCCCACCCCCUACGCCACCACCCAGCUCAUCCAGUCUAGCAUCCUUAACAAGGCUGGAGCUGCAGGGGCCGCUGAUAUACGCUGUUGGAACCAGCCCCCGUCCCAGCUGCAGAAAGCACAUAUGCAGUACAACAUCAUGGAGCAGAGCAACAGGCUCAAUAAAGACCACUAUAGAGGAGAUGGGCCUCUGCAAGGCACCGUCCCGUACAACCAGGCCCAUGAACACAACACAGGAGGCUCCCUCCACAGCUCUGACAAGGGCAGCAACAGCACCUCUGGGAGCCAAAGUCAUAAGAAGGGAACUCGCACCCCCAAACUGCCCAAAACGAACACAGUGACCCGGGGUGAACCUCUGCCCCCUUCCCCUGCCAACCCACCACCAAGCCGGAGCUGUGACGAAUAUACCCUGCCCAUGGAAAAAAGCUUUAACCCAGAUGCCCUAUGCCCAAUGCUUCCCUCAACGAUGUACCUGCAUCCAGAUGAGAUGGAGGAGGAGGUGGCGGAGGAGGGGAUGGAUAGAUGUCCCACCCCCCCUGUCAGAGGGGCAGCCUCAUCCCCUGAGGGUCUGUCCUACAGUCACCAGUCUACGGCAACUCUCACCCCCUCCCCCCAGGGAGACCAGCACAACGGCCUACACAAUGGAACAGACCACCACAGACAACACGUGGGCAGCCCCCCUCCUUCCCCGCUCCCCCUCUCCCCCCCACACACCUACGGCUACAUCUCCAGCCCCCUGGAACUGGAUACUGAUGGCCAGGAGGAAGAGGGGGAGGAGGAUGAAGAAGAGGCAGGGGAUGAGAUGAAUGCAGACAUGGCCCAGAGUCACUACCACCAGCACCAAAAUAACCACCAGCCCCACCAGCAACUGCGCCUCAACCAGCACCCCCGUUCCCCACGCAGGCUGCACCUCCGGGGGCUAGAGCAGACGCCGGCCUCCAGCACGGGGGAUCUGGAGAGUUCCGUGACGGGCUCCAUGAUUAACGGCUGGGGCUCGGCCUCAGAGGAUGACAACGGCUCAUCAGGACGCUCCAGCGCCGUCAGCUCCUCAGACGGAUCCUUCUUCACAGACGCAGACUUCGCCCAGGCUGUGGCCAACACUGGAGACUACACAGCAGGCCUACGCAUGGCCAGGUUCCCGGAGGACACAGGACCAGCAGGACGAAGGCACCAGCGACCCAGCAGCCCACUGUCCACAGACAGCAACAUGAGCUCUGCAGUGAUGCAGAAGAGACCGCCCAAGAGGCACAAGCAGCACCAGGCCCAGGUUGGCCACCAAGGUCACCUGAAGAGGAACGACUUCACAGACGACUCAUGCAUGCCCUUGAAGUCCCCUAGUCACAUGUCGCGGUGUGGCUAUGAGGUGAGAGGUGCUACGCUCCCGAGGAUUGGCUCUGGGGAGGGUCGGGGCCGGAGAGGGAGUGCAGGAGGCCAGAAGACCAGAGAGGGCUCUGUAGAGAGACGGGAGGGCCAGGACAAGAACAGGACUCCACAGGGAGGCAAGGGGAGCAGCAAAGCCCGUCAGCCACCAGGUUCUGAGGACAUCCCCCCGUACAGCAGGCCCUCCUUCCCCUCGGUGCAGAGCCAGGCUCAGAGCUCCUCCAGCUCCAUGUCCUCCCGGGGCUCAGGGGGAAGGAGGAGAGAUGGGGCCCGCAGGAACCCCACAGACACACUGCCCAGCAUCACAGGCUUCCAGACCCAGGAAGAGGAGCUAGAGCUUCUGGAGAGCUGAGGAUCAUGGGAGAAGAAAAGGAAAGGGGAUCUGACAUCACAAUUCAGUGACUAUUAUGUAAAUUAAUUUUCAUAUCAUACACAAAAAAAAAAAACGGAACAAUAUUGAAUAUUUGUUUUUCUUAUUACAAUUUCUCAUUAGAUGUCCAUCUUCCAGGAAAAAAGAAAGUGAGAAAAAAGGUGCAUUCGCGUUUGAGUCUGUUAACUCACUGGUAUGAAGCACCAUUAGAUCAUUGUUUACUUGACUUGUUGCUAGAGAACUGGCUUCCAUUCGCCUCGAUGAAAGUAGUCACAGCCUCAAUGAAAGUACAUGCACAUUAGAUGGCUGUUGUCAGUGUAUACAGAUACCUUGUCUUGGACCACCUGAUGUGGUACAUGUCUGUUGCCCCUGUAAUUAAUAUUUGGACAUCACUAUCCAUCUUGUAAAUUGUUUGUUAAUUUUACUGCCACAAAAAUUGCUACAAUGGGAAUUUUACAUUUGUUUUUAAUGUAUUUUUGUAAUGCACUGUUAUUGUUUUGUUAUUGAUGUUGGUCUUGUCGAUGUGCAUUAUUUGUUCUACUUUGGUUUCAAAAGCACAAUCACUUAACUUUAUUUUAAACUAUUGUUAUCUAUGACCUUCCGUCAUACAAGAGGAACAAUGAUACAAAUGAUCUUGUUAAUCGUUGUCUAUAUACACGAUUGAACCAGUGUUAUGUGUCUUAAUAUUCUGUUUCUGUUAGGGGUUGGGAGGGGAACUUAACUCUCCUGUCUAGUUUAGGUUUCAUUCAAACCACAGUGUUCAUUUGGACUCAAACUUUAUUAUGACACAAACUACUGUGUUAAUCGGACUAUACUCUCAUGUCUAAAAUUGCACUUAUGAGGAAGUGAGAGAGACAGUAGACAAGUUGACGGAUACAUUGUACCAAUAGGGAAGGGUGAGAAUGCCCCAUUAGUAGGGAACGUUGAUGGAUACAUCCUGGAAAAUGGAUUUCUCCAUGCCUGAUGAUGGAUAGCGUUUUCUCCAUGAGCAACCAGUACACAGUGACACAUCCACCAUUGUUUCCCAGCAAGACAGAGGGCAGGGGAAAGUGACAUUAAUACGUACCCUAAAGAAGGACUCUAUUACAGAAAGAGGACAACUGGUGACAAAAGACUGGGACUUGAAAAUCAUGUUGCUUGGCAAUGGAACAGCAUGUUGGGUUUAGGUUCUUUAUGGCUACAUCUAGGCCAAGCUUUUGGUACAUCUACAAAAUGUGUAAAACAUUGUUCGCUGAGGACACCUGACAUUUGUUUGGAGUUUGCCAUGUUUUAAAGAAUUGCAACUAUGUUCAUGAUGUCAGCCAUGUUAUGUCAGCCAUGUUAUGUCAUUACUGAGUAUGUUAUAAAUGGGGAUUAAAAAAAAUAUUGUCAUUUUUACCACAUUAUUUAUUAUUAAAAUGUCUUCAAAUGA